CUGACGCGCUUCACCCAACACAAUCGGACGCCACCGUCGCCGGCUCGCAGGCAACAUGUCAAAACUACUACUUUUAGUACUCACCGCUGUUUACGCGGAAGCCUGCUAUUGGAACGCCCCGUGCCCUUAUCAGCUGUUUGGAUCCAAAACACCAUAUGACACGGUUCGAGGUGAUAUCAGGGACUACGCGACUCCAGCAAAUUGCCAAGCAGUAUCAAUAUGGACGCUGAACCGCCAUGGCAACAGGAACCCUGGCACCAGUGUGACCCUGGGCAUGAAGGAGGUCGUAAGCCUCAAAGACGAGAUCAUCGCCAGCUUUGAAGCUGGUAACAGUCAGCUAUGUGCACAGGACAUUGAAGACUUCAAAAAAUGGAGCUGGAACAACACUCUGGACACAACCACCUCGUACCUCACGGGAGUUGGUUACGAGGAGUUGUACGACAUCGGCAAGAGGAUCAGGCAGAAGUACUCUCACCUGAUGACUGGAGCCGCUGAUCGUUUCCACUUCAGACCUACCAACGAGCAGAGGACCAUUACCAGCUGUGCUGCCUUCGUCCACGGCCUUACUGAUGGCAUCGGUCUGAAUGUCACCGUGGAAGCUGUCAAAUCUAGGGAUGAUGUUAUUAGACCGUACGAGAACUGCAAUCGCUAUCAGCAAGAAGUGAAAGGUGGACCAACUCUCACUUAUCAACUGGAUUCAUAUUUUACAUCACCCAAAUAUGUUGCUAUCCAAAACGCAGUCCAGUACCGUCUCGGCCUGACCUCGAAGCUGAACUCCUCAGACCUGUUCUCCAUCUACGAACUGUGCCGGUUUUACCGCUCUUGGGGUGCCACCCUGAAGUCUCCGUGGUGCUCAGUCUUCACUGAUGAAGAUCUGGUCGUCAUGGAGUACUAUGAUGACGUCAGGCAUUAUUAUAGGAACGGAUAUGGGUCUUGGGUCAAUGAGAACCUCGGUCGUCUACCACUGAAGGAUCUAUACGACACCUUCUUGAGUACUGUCGAGGGUGGUGGAAGGAAGGUCACCGGUUACUUCACCCACGACACGAUGAUGGAGAUGGUGUUCUGUGCCCUGGGACUGUACAAGGACGAUCCUCCACUACAGGCCCUGUUGAUGGACGGCGAGAGAUCCUGGAGGACCAGCUACAUUGGAGCCUUCUCCGUCAAUUUGGUUGCUGUGUUGAACAGCUGCACAAAUAGCAAUAUCAACCCGGAGUACCGAGUCCAAAUCUUCGUCAAUGAGAAGGAGACGCCGAUCUGUCCCCUGAGUGGGUGCACCUGGGCCGACUUCCAGGACAAAUUCAAGCACUACUCGCAAGCCAACCUGGAUUUCUGCAGCUUAACCUAUGUACCUGAACAAGAGAAUGAGGCCUCACCUAACAGUGCCGCGCCUACAAAAGGAUUCUGGAAUUAUUGGUAACUCAGUGAACCAGACGAUGUGGAUUACGGUGUGAAAGUGCGACAUAAUAAAGACAAAGACUUUCUGUAACUGUGAAUAAUUUGUGACCAAUUCCUGUUCGUAAUUGAUUGGCUACUAUCUUCAAAACAUUUUUCUAAUAAUACAGUGUAAACAAAAGUACCUCUUGCAUUAAAAAAUGUUUUCUAUUGGUUGUGUAAAUCAAGGAAAAUUAUUUUGUAGAAGACAGCAUACCAACAAAGAUAGCAGAUAUCAGUAAAAAUGUGUAUUUUCUUUUAAAUACUGAUUGCACAUUGCAAUUAUUAUCAUUCUGAUCAUUUUUUACAUUAUUUUCCUUUAUUAGAAUUAUGCAAUUAUGCAUAGCGUAAAUAUUUAUUGGUAGAAAGCAUUGUCACCUUGAAAUUGUUUCUGUAUAUCAGUCUAACGAAUUUAAUAAUAAUUUAGUUAGCAUGUAGCGAGUGGUGUAAGAUGAUCUCAACGAUCUGUUUGUUCUACAUACAACAGUAAAUAUUGUUUGUUAGGCUCAGAGUUCUGAGAAAUGUUGACGAAGCCCAGUUCCUCGACUUGUGUAAAUAGAUUUUACAUGAUUUUGUAUUAAGAUUACAAACGUUAUUUAUAUUGUGAAAUAAAUAUAUAAGGUUUACUGUC
Spodoptera frugiperda (fall armyworm) is the source of this 2062-nucleotide messenger RNA. RefSeq names its product multiple inositol polyphosphate phosphatase 1. The coding region runs from base 56 to 1417 and encodes 453 amino acids. The transcript has 7 exons. Gene Ontology annotation, molecular function: acid phosphatase activity; inositol phosphate phosphatase activity. The record is from RefSeq and is a predicted model, not a curated record. Lineage: Eukaryota; Metazoa; Arthropoda; Insecta; Lepidoptera; Noctuidae.